This is a messenger RNA of Cyclopterus lumpus (lumpfish), 3059 nucleotides long. RefSeq names its product RUN and FYVE domain containing 1 (gene rufy1). The transcript is spliced from 17 exons. Gene Ontology annotation, cellular component: cytoplasm. Gene Ontology annotation, biological process: protein transport; regulation of endocytosis. NCBI's taxonomy places the organism in Eukaryota, Metazoa, Chordata, Actinopteri, Perciformes, Cyclopteridae. Gene Ontology annotation, molecular function: metal ion binding. The coding region runs from base 344 to 2494 and encodes 716 amino acids. The record is from RefSeq and is a predicted model, not a curated record.
AGCGAUAGUGUGAGAUGUGGAAAGUGAGGAGCAAGAUAAGGAAAGUGAUACCAAACAUGAACAAACAUUAAGCUUGACAUGUCUGUCACUUGUCAAUAUGUCUUCUACGGGAAACGCCUUUCCUGUAGCUCUUAGAUGAAUCAAGGCCCUCACAAUCACACACACAUGCAGGAUUCCUUCAACGUCUGUCUGACGCGCACUCGCCCCAGUCCAGUAGGUGGCGCUGGUGCCUCCUAACCGACAAUAACUUAGAAAAGAAGAAGAAUAACGUUCUCACAGCGCGCGUGAUUGCUCUGGUCUGGUCACGUGAAUACUCGGCGAGCAGGGAGGGUGGGGGUAAAAAAUGGCCGACGAGGCAGGGGAGGUAAACACAGCUGUUGAGGAGAGCGAAGCAAUACAACCGCUCGAUGAGCCCGAAGUUUCGGAAGCCGCGCCAGACGGCGAGUCCGGCGACAGCGACGAGCGGGACCGGACGGAGACGCCGGCUCCGGCUCCGGCGGCGGCAGAGAGCAGCUGGUCGGCUCCCAUCUUGUCUCUGGCUCGGAAGGCCACGGAAACGAUUAGCAGUGGGGUGAGCUACGCUGCCGCCCAGAGACGUCCCUCACAGGGGUCCGCUGCGACCGGAUCUCAGUCCGGACCGGAUCUCAACAACGCUUCAAAAACGCUUCCAGUGCUGCCCCCCAAAGACCCCAUGGCAAUAGAAAGAUCCAACCUCCUCAGCAUGAUGAAGCUGAGCAUCAAAGUAUUAAUCCAGUCCUCCCUGAGUCUGGGCAGGACGCUGGACUCGGAGUACCCUCCUCUGCAGCAGUUCUUUAUCGUCCUGGAGCAUUGCCUCAAACACGGGCUGAAAGCCAAGAAAUCCUUCAUCGGUCAGAACAAGUCCAUAUGGGGCCCGCUGGAGCUGGUUGAGAAGUUGUGUCCAGAGUCUGUUAACAUUGCCACAAGUGCCAGAGACCUGCCCGGCAUUAAGACCGGCUUGGGCAGAGCAAGGGCUUGGCUGCAUUUAGCGCUCAUGCAGAAGACAGUAGCUGACUAUAUGAAAGCUCUGCUGGACCGCAAAGAUCUCCUGAGUGAGUUUUAUGACUCUGGAGCAUUGAUGGUGGAGGAGGAGGGAGCGGUGAUCGGGGGACUCCUGGUGGGCCUCAACGUAAUUGACGCUAACCUCUGUAUAAAAGGGGAGGAUCUUGAUUCUCAGGUGGGAGUCAUUGACUUUUCCCUGUAUCUGAAAGACCCUGCCAAAAGCGAGACACCAAAAAAUGACGCCAAGAUGACAGCCAUAUUGGAUCAGAAACACUACAUUGAGGAGUUAAAUCGUCACCUGAGUGGCACCGUCACUGACCUUCAGGCUAAGAUGGACUCUAUAGAAAAAAACAACAAAAAACUUUCAGAGGAGCUGACAGCGGCGACAGACAGAAUCAACUCUCUGCGGGAGGAACAGGAACAGCUAAGAAAGGAGAAUGAGACGAUCUUGCAGUCCAGCCAGAACAAGGAAGAGGCAGCCCUUCAGGACAGCCAGGUGGAGCUGGAGACGUACAAACAGACUCGACAGGGCCUGGAUGAGAUGUACAAUGUGGUUUGGAAGCAGUACAAAGAGGAAAAGCGCAUUCGCCAGGAGCUGGAGCGUGAGUUGGAGCUCCAGGUGGGCCUGAAGCAGGAGAUGGAGGUGGCCAUGAGGCUGCUGGAGAAGGACACGCAUGAGAAACAGGACACGCUGGCAGCCUUGCGGCUCCAGCUCGACCAAGUCAAGACUCUUAACCUGCAAAUGUUCCACAAAGCUCAGGAUUCAGAACGAUUAGCAGAAAAAAAGCAGACCGAGGCGGUGCAGCUCGAGCAGAAGAUGGAUGAAAUGGAGAGAGCCAUGAUGGAACUAGAGCACAGACUGCAGAACUCAGAGCAAGAGCGUAAACAAAGUGACCAGUCAGACAAAGACAUGAGGGUGGAGCUGGAAGGAAAAGUGGAUGCUUUGCAGAAGCAAUUGACUGACCUGGAUACACAAAGGCUGGGUUUGGAGAAUGAGCUGCGUACUGAGAGGGAACAGAGACAAAGUCUGCAGAAAGCUCUCCAGCAGGAACAGGACAACAGCAUCGAGCUCCGCACACAGCUGCAACAACUCCAGGGCCUUCACGCGGAGCUGCAGGAUUUGAAGCAUGAGAAGCGGCAGCUGCAGCAGACAUGUGGGCAGCAGGAGCAGGCUCUACAGGAGAUGGGGCUGCACCUCAGCCAGUCUAAACUUAAGAUGGAGGACUUCAAGGAGGUCAACAAAGCUCUGAAGGGCCACGCCUGGCUGAAAGACGAUGAGGCCACUCAAUGCAAGCAAUGCGAGAAGGAGUUCUCCAUCGCACGCAGGAAGCACCACUGUAGAAACUGUGGAGACAUCUACUGCAACUGUUGUUCCAGUAAUGAGCUGGCCUUACCGUCCUACCCCCGGCCUGUGCGGGUGUGCGACGUGUGCCACGCCCUCCUGCUGCAGAGAAGCUCCUCCACGGCUUCCUGACGGCUAUGUUUCCAACACUGCACAUGCAAACCCACUAUGGUUUUAGAAGUACUGGUGUUUCAAGAAUGUUAUCAAAUCUUAGGGAGAUGUGAUUUGAUGGUCCAGUUCCACUAUUGCCUGAAAUUCAGGAGUAUUAAUUGAUCUGUAUUAAACCCUCUUUUAAUCCUGAUGGGAUGAGCUAAUAUUAAAAUUGAAAAUUAGGAUAUUUGAGAUUUGUUUCUUUGGACUGGAAUAACAAUAAUUUGACUUGAUUUAAAACUGACCCUUUUUAAAGUGUAGUUAUAAUUGAGUUUUUUUUUUUUUUAAGGUUACGUUGAGGUCACUGAGGAUCAUCAGUGUACGUCACUUUGAUAUUAUUCAUCCUCGUCAUGCAUCUACUUUUUUACAGCUAUGGACCCACUGCUACAUGCAAACUCAUUGUAUGAAUGUUAAAUCUAUUUUAGAAUGUAUUACUACUGGGUUUUGUAGAUUGUCAACUGCUACAAAGCCAUCUUAAUUUGGUGAUGAAACAUUUUUUUAUCUAUUUGAUAAAUGAAUAAAGACUCUUUUGCAAUGCUCGUUUCAA